AUGAGAACCCAACCACGAUCUCCAACUCCUGGAUUUCGUACUGCUCCUACUCCACCACUUAUUGAUUAUUUUGCUAGUACUGCUGCUGAUAAUUCUAUAAACGUAUGGAAUUCAAAAAAUGGUUCACUGAUUUUUAAUGUAGCUGGUCAUAAAAUCUUAAUUGAACAAUUGCGUAAAUUAAAUAAUAACAGUGUAUUAAGUGGUAGUGCUGAUGGUGUAUUCCAAAUAUGGAAUAUUAAUGAUGGCUCUUUUAUUCGCACAUUAAAUUGCUCAAGCAAUAAUACCGAUGUAAAAUUUGGAUUACUUCCAAACGGUUAUAUAGUUGGUAAAUGUGGAAAUAAUAUGUUAAACGUUUGGAAUUCAUCUAAUGGACAACUUGUAAACAAAUUUAAUAUAAGCAAUUAUUAUGAUAUUGUACCACUGAUAGUAUUAAGUAAUGGCUACAUAGCAACUGGCACUUGGUUUGCCCAAAUUCAAAUAUUGAAUCCAAUGACUGGUUCAUUAAUAACUAAAUCAUCAGUGAGUGUUACUUCUCUCGCUUUGAUACAAUUACCUAAUGGUAACAUAGCCAAUGGUGAUUGGGAUCAUACAAUAAAAAUAUUUAAUACAACUACUGGCAAUCUUGUUUUUAAUUUAGUUGGUCAUACAGGUCCUGUAAAUUACUUUGAAUUAUUAAGUAAUGGAUAUCUAGCAAGCGCAUCUAGUUAUGAAGAUGCCCAUGCCGGUUAUUAUGGUGGUGAUAGAAGAAUAUUAAUAUGGAAUCCAAAUAAUGGGUCACUUGUUCAAACAUUAACAGGACAUACCGAUUUUGUAAUAUGUUUGAAACUAUUAAACAAUGGUUAUUUGGCUAGUGGUGCUAAUGAUAACACAAUAAAGAUAUGGAAUCCAAAUAAUGGCUCUCUAAUACGUACGUUAACAGGACAUACUGGUCCUAUUUUCGAAAUUUUAUUACGAAGCAAUGGUAAUUUAGCAAGUGGUUCUAUUGAUACAACGAUAAAUGUAUGGAAUAUAACUACUGGCAGUCUUCUUUACACAGUAAAAGGAAAUGUAUACACUGUAUCUAGCGCGAAUGCAUACAAUUAUAAAUUAUUAAUUUAAUCAAUUAAUCUCCGGAUUCGGAUUCGGUAUUCUAAAAACAAUUUCAUUUUAUUAUUAAUAUUACAUGACAUUAACUCAGUAUUACUUUUAUGGAUUUAGUUAUUCAUUUUAUUUAGCUAAAUUCAACUUUUAGUUAUUCUACCUUUUAGUUUAGUUAAUUUUCACUUUUCUGUGUGUCGGUGAAUUAUAUUAUAUUCAAGAAUAAACUACGACUAUAGUUUCGAACUUUCUCAAGGGUCAAUCUUCAGGUAGUUUUUUGAAACAGUGCAUGAUUUCAUAAAUUAGAGUGUGGGUGUGAGUCUGUUUCGUAGACUAUUCUGAGUUACUUACGAUGAUCAUUUUGUUCCUGCUUAAGGAACUCAUCCGGAAAAUUUUCGAAUAUGGAAUAUUAUUCGAUAAUUGUCCAAGUUUGCUUUUUUAUGUAGAAUUAUCUGAAUGAGAAAUAUAAAUUCAUUUCUUUUCAUCUAUUUGGGAGAAGAGACCGAUAUGUAGAAAAAUGCUGUUUUUAUUAGGACGUAGAAUUAAAUUACAACUUUCGUGGAAAGUUUGGUGCGCUUGAUUUUAGUGCAGUGGUUUAAACGAAGAUGGAUAUUACGGAUAUAGCGAAAAGGAGGGGGGACGGUUGGGUAUGUGUGGGUGUGGAUGUGGGUGUUUAGGUGUGAGUGUGUGUAUAAUCUUCAAUUACACCCACACCCACCCUCCACUUAGUGAAAUCUGUAAUAGACGUCUUUUAAACAUUAUCGUUUAUGUAUGUAAAGAAUGAUAAUCAUAUAAGAUAUAUGACAUUAUGAUUCAACUACAGCAUAAUAAGUGUGCCUAUGGAUGAAGGUUUUUUCUACAUAACUAUAUCUACAAAUGAACACGAGAACAAAUAACCGUUAUAGGGAUCACGAAACAACCAACCUUGAGCUUAUUCUAUCAAUAUUAAUUAAUAUGUACACAUAGACGAUAAAGAGUUAUUUUCAGAUGCUGAAUGGCAUCCUUUUUUAGUGGUGAAUAGUUUUUGACUUUUGAUGAACAGUUCUAGAUAAUUUUUAAGAUGAAAUGCGUGUUUAUGGUAAUAAAUCGAAAUAAUUUGCGCAUGCUUUCUUGUUUACAUGAAUUUUUGGAGUUCAUCCAUCAUCAUCAAAUCCUAGUAGUUCAAUCGAUAGUGCAGUGUUUCAGGUUUUUAUAUAUUUUAUGCAUUAGACUUAGGACAAAGUUGUCUAUCGGUUAAUAUAAUCUCGCUUGUAUUGUUCCAUUUCUCAGCUAUUUUUUGCUUGAUUUCAUCCAUGGAAAUCGUACUUUCUAUUGCUUUAUUCCUUGUCGUGAAUAACAAAUAGAUUUCGUCAUCGUUAUCGCUAUUUUGUUUUUCACUAUUAUCUUGCACUUCAAUGAACUUUUCAUGAAGUUUCUUGCUAGAAAACUCAUUGAUAAUGUUCACACGAAUGUUGUGUUUGUCUUGUAAAGCACGUAAAUGUUGACCUUUUUUUCGAAUAAAACGACCAGCUUUUAUACGGCGUGCUUUUAAAGAAAGCUCUGGCUUGAAUGUAAGAGCCAAGAAAUAAGCAGAUUCAUCUGAAACUUUUCUAACCAAUUGUUCUGAUUCAAUUUUAUUACAUAUGUCACGGAGUAUACUCAAAUCGAUUACAUUCAAACCUAAAGUAAAAGUAGACAUAUUCGAUUUGACACUUUUCAUGUGGUUAGAAAAAUAUAUGAUUGAUUUUUUAAUGUAAUAAUAAUAAUAAGAAACCUAUUUAUCAAUAAUAUUUACCUGUUUUUUCAUUGCAAGAACAGCAUUGCCCUGGUAAUUCAUGAUAUGUAUGACGUUUAAAGUUGCCUUCAUGACGAAGUAUAUGUAUAGCAUAGUGACAUUUGGAUAGAUAUUUACGAUUGUGUACAAUCCAUCCAUCUGUUGCUGUUAGAACUUUGAAGUUUUCUAAAGCUAUAACAUUGAUUCAUAGAAAGAAGUGAAACAAAACAAAAACGAAAUAAAUGAAAUCAGUUGGGAAUACAUAUCUUGCACAGUAUAGAGUUUUCGCAUGACCAAGAGGACAUACGAUUAUUUUGAAUAAAAAAAGGGUUUCUAUUUUCUUAGAAAUGAUUCUAUAUCACUAAGGAUAUCGAUUUCAAGUGUGGGUGUGGGUGUGGGUGUGGGUGUGGGUGUGGGUGGGGG
Molecule: messenger RNA, 3253 nt
Organism: Rotaria sp. Silwood1
Lineage: Eukaryota; Metazoa; Rotifera; Eurotatoria; Philodinida; Philodinidae
Source: the annotation of a GenBank genome assembly